GGGAAUACCCCUUGCUUGAUCGUUAUUCGAGACCCAAAAAGAUUUUGGAGGGUGGAGGUUCGCCCUUGACCCCAUCCUUCGUUUUAUAGUAUCCAGAUCGUUUAUCUACAUCCCUUCUGUGUUCAAUCAGCUUCUUCCUACCAACUAUAGAGAACCGCGGCGUUAGAAUGUCACAUCACCACCACCACCACCACCACCAUGGCCAUGGCCAUGGUGGCCACGAUCAUGAUCAUGACCAUAGCGAUGACUUGACCCCCGCGUUCCAGUCGCUUUUAUAUAAGCAGAUCGAUUUCGAUGGAAUUGUCACGCUGAACGAAUCCGAGCCAAAGGCUGGCACUGCCAUCGUCAAGAAAACAUGGGCUCAGCGUUUAGACGAUAGCCCCGAGCUGGAAAGCGAUGUGGAUGAGCAGAUGCUGAUGUAUAUCCCAUUCACUGGCCAGGUUAAACUCCACUCCCUCUUGUUCUACGCACCUCCUACAACCUCCGCCCCAAAGACCAUUAAACUCUUCCGCAAUCGACCGGAUCUCGAUUUCUCCACUGCCUCCGAUCUCCAGGCCACCCAAACACUUACCGUUCCCCAGACACUCACAGGUUCAGAUGCCGAUGCCCUGGAGAUUCCCCUUAACCGAGCUCAGUGGAACACUACGACAUCUGUUACUUUAUUUUUCGAAGAUAACUGGAGUGGGGGAGACGAGGAGGUCACAAAGGUAGGGUAUAUCGGCUUUAAAGGGCAUUAUAUGGCUCUCAUCAGAGAACCGGUUACGGUGUUGUAUGAGGCAGCGGCCAACCCGAAAGAUCAUGUUAUUAUACAAGGUGUAGGCGAAGGGGUUGGAAGGACGAUUGGACAGUAGGACGGGUUCCGUGGUGUAGAUACUGGAAGAUAUGAUAGAUCUCUAUUAUUCUAUUAGUUUAGCUUCCCUCUACCUUAGCGAAAUGAUAAUAAUGA
Coccidioides immitis RS is the source of this 946-nucleotide messenger RNA. RefSeq lists its product as uncharacterized. Lineage: Eukaryota; Fungi; Ascomycota; Eurotiomycetes; Onygenales; Onygenaceae. The transcript is spliced from 2 exons. Gene Ontology annotation, cellular component: nucleus. The record is from RefSeq and is a predicted model, not a curated record. The coding region runs from base 168 to 851 and encodes 227 amino acids.